Messenger RNA from Triticum turgidum subsp. durum (durum wheat), 972 nucleotides. Lineage: Eukaryota; Viridiplantae; Streptophyta; Magnoliopsida; Poales; Poaceae. The record is from the annotation of a GenBank genome assembly.
AUGGGCAUCCUGUCCCUCAUCACCGGGAAGCCGGGCGCCAGCGGGUUCGGCUCGGGCUCCACGGCGGAGCAGGUCACCGAGGACAUCUGCGCCGCCGGCCUCACCGUCGUCGUCACAGGAGGAUCUAGUGGCAUUGGUCUAGAGACCUCGAGAGUCUUUGCCCUGAGAGGAGCCCAUGUCAUCAUUGCUGCGAGAAACACAGAGGCUGCAUCAGAGGCAAAGAAGCGCAUCAUGAAGAUACACCCAGUAGCCCGUAUCGAUGUUCUGAAGCUUGACCUUAGCUCCCUCAAGUCUGUCAGGGCCUUCGCUGACCAGUUCAACGCCAUGAAUCUUCCUCUAAACAUCUUGAUAAAUAAUGCAGGUGUGAUGUUCUGUCCUUUCCAACUGUCUGAAGACGAAGUGGAGAUGCAGUUUGCCACAAAUCAUCUUGGUCACUUCCUACUGACCAACCUUCUCCUUGAUAACAUGAAAACCACUGCCAAGUCCACGGGUAUUGAGGGUCGCAUUGUGAACUUGUCAUCAGUUGCCCACCUCCAUACAUAUCCAAAGGGGAUUCUGUUUGAUCAGCUCAAUGACAAGAAAAUAUACAAUGAUAAAAUGGCCUAUGGACAAUCUAAGCUUGCAAACAUACUGCACGCAAAAGAGCUCUCUAGGCGGCUCAAGGAGGAAGGAGCCAACAUCACAGUUAAUUGCGUUCAUCCUGGAUUGAUCAUGACCAAUUUGAUGAGGCAUUCCUUUGCUCUCAUGAGCAAUUCAACUUGUCACCUACUUGUUCUGGAAGAAUGUACCUCAGGAGCAGCAACCACUUGUUAUGUAGGGCUCAACCCUCAGCUGAAGGGGGUGACAGGCAAAUACUUUGCUGACUGCAACGAGGAGAAGACGAGCGCGCACGCGAAGAGUGACGUCUUGGCGAAGCAACUCUGGAGUUCAGCGAGGAGCUCAUCAGAUCCGCAAAAUGAGUACUCAGAAUAG